Messenger RNA from Monosiga brevicollis MX1, 679 nucleotides. RefSeq lists its product as uncharacterized. The annotation marks the transcript as partial. The transcript has 7 exons. The record is from RefSeq and is a predicted model, not a curated record. Gene Ontology annotation, cellular component: membrane. Gene Ontology annotation, molecular function: sulfotransferase activity. NCBI's taxonomy places the organism in Eukaryota, Choanoflagellata, Craspedida, Salpingoecidae.
CGGAUCAUGAUUUGUACUUUCGCUUCCACGGGAACCCGGAAAGUCACGCCAUGGUCGACAAAAUAGCCUUGGAUGAUUCCUUCUUCCGGUUUGCCAUUGUGCGCCAUCCCUGGGAUCGUAUUGUGAGCGGCUAUCGCUCCAAGUUCGAGGGCGAUUGCCGACACGAUCCGGCCUGCCUCGUCAAGUCUUAUCGCUUUCCCAGUCACGUGGCAAAGCUUCCAUAUCUGACCUUUCAUCAAUUCGUGCAGGAACUCUUCAAGCAGGCACCGGCAGACAUGGACCCCCACUUUCGUCCAGCUCACUACAUGUGCGAAUUUGGCAACUUUCCGUACGACGCCCUCCUCGACCUAUCGGAACCCGAGGAAAUGGAUCACGUCGGCGAGAGGCUUGGCUUUGAAUUCACCUUUUCCCAGUUUGUGGCCACCCACACCGCCAAGUACAACUCGAGUACCUACUUUGGCGGACGCACCCACACCGUCUUUCCGUGCAAUGCCCAGACAGUCAAACUAGUCCAGCUCAUCUAUGCAGCCGAUGCUGCUUUCAUGGGUUACAAUUUUACCCACGCCUAUGAAUCCUGUAUCAUGCACGGACUGAGCAAGGUUCCAUCUGAAAAGGAUGUUGUCAUGACGGCUGCUAAGCAAGCCGAGAUGGCUGCAAAUAGUGCACACAAUGACCACGC